Drosophila takahashii is the source of this 952-nucleotide messenger RNA. It is a transcript of the gene GstO2, whose product is annotated as Glutathione S transferase O2. Gene Ontology annotation, molecular function: glutathione transferase activity; glutathione dehydrogenase (ascorbate) activity. The record is from RefSeq and is a predicted model, not a curated record. Gene Ontology annotation, cellular component: cytoplasm. Gene Ontology annotation, biological process: glutathione metabolic process. NCBI's taxonomy places the organism in Eukaryota, Metazoa, Arthropoda, Insecta, Diptera, Drosophilidae.
UCCGCCGAGUCUCCAUUCGUUGUCACUCGAUUGGAACUAUUUCUUCCACCAACAUUUCUCGCCCAAGGAAUUAUCUUAAAAUUGUUAGCGCAAUGGCCCUGCCGCAGAAGCACUUCAAGAGGGGUUCCCCCAAGCCGGAAAUUCCCGAGGACGGAGUCCUGCGCUACUACUCGAUGAGAUUCUGCCCGUACUCCCAGCGUGCCGGCUUGGUCUUGGCCGCCAAGAAGAUUCCCCACCACACGGUCUACAUCGAUCUCAGCGAGAAACCCGAGUGGUACAUCGACUACAGUCCUCUGGGCAAGGUGCCGGCCAUCCAGUUGCCUCAGCUGCCAGGACAACCCGCCCUGGUGGAAUCGCUGGUCAUUGCCGAGUACCUGGACGAGCAGUAUCCCGGGGAGGGAUCCCUUUUCCCCAAGGAUCCGCUGCAGAAGGCCCUCGACAGAAUCCUUAUCGAACGCCUGGCCCCGGCAGUCAGUGCCAUUUACCCCGUGUUCUUUACGAAGGAUCCACCUGCCGAUGCCAUCAAGAACUUUGAGACCGCUCUGGAUGUCUUCGAGCAGGAGAUUACCAAGCGGGGAUCGGCCUACUUUGGCGGCGAGAAGAUCGGCAUUGUGGACUACAUGAUUUGGCCCUGGUUCGAGCGAUUCCCCGCUCUCAAGUACUCCCUGGAUGUCCCCUACGAACUGGACAAGACGCGCUAUCAGAAUCUGUUAAAGUGGCGCGAUCUGGUGGCCCAGGAUGAGGCGGUCAAGGCCACCGCCUUGGAUCCCAGGAUCCAUGCCAAGUUCAUGCGUACCCGCCAUGAGGCCAAGCCCAACUAUGAUGUCGCCUUCGAGCCCUUGUAGAGGAUCAAAUACCAGCCUGUAGAACAGGAAUUGAGAUACUUAAACUUAGAUUGUGAAAGCGCCUAGCGAGAAGACAUUAAACCCAUAUAUGUACUCCACUGAUAUAA